Molecule: messenger RNA, 1224 nt
Organism: Penicillium waksmanii
Lineage: Eukaryota; Fungi; Ascomycota; Eurotiomycetes; Eurotiales; Aspergillaceae
Product: BSD domain-containing protein
Exons: 2
Coding region: 1-1224 (407 amino acids)
Cellular component (GO): cytoplasm
Source: RefSeq, a predicted model, not a curated record
AUGGAUAUCGCGUACGACCACAUCCAGGAGGAAAUUCUCACCUCUAAGCAGGAGGAAAGUUCCUCCUCCUCCAACACCGAAUCCGGCACCCAAAACACUAGCCACGAUCUCAACACCGAGCUGCAAGAGACCUUUCGCGCUUUCUCCGCCAGUCCGUGGGGCAGCCGAAUCGGCGGUCUUUGGGACAAUGUUCGCAAGCAAGGCGAGACCUACUAUGAGGGAGCUCGCCAGGAAUAUGCCUCAGCUAGCGAGGAAGCAGUGAAGGGAUUCUCAAGCUUGAGGGACACAAUCGUUGACCAAACAAAGGGGCUUUCCCUCAACACCGCAGCUAUGGUUUCGAGCGAUGAAUCACCGAACGACGAAGCGACUACACCCAAAGCCACGACCGCAAAGGAGGACGAGCAUAAGGAGGACACUGAGGCAGGCAGCUCGAGUGGAGAGGGAUUCAUGUCUCGGUUCAAGGCCGAGGCCGCCCGACGACUCAAGGAGAUCGAAAAAGCUGAGGAAGCGGCUGAUGAAGCGAUCCUGCGAUUCGGAAUGAAUAUUGGCCAAAAGCUGCGCGAAGCUGUGAGCAUUGUGCCACCUGAGUCGGAUGAGUCGGGCAAGCUUUUGUUCGAAAGCAAGGAUGCCGAUGGCAAGCGAGUCAUUCAUGCGACCCGAUUCGAAGCCCAACUGCACGUCAUUCAUUCGAAUCUCGACAGUUUCACCAAGGAACCUGUUAGUGACAAGUUCCCGGAAUUCAAAAAGGAGUUCAAUGUCGAGAGCAAGACCGACGAGAUCGCCGCCGACCUCGAAAAGUACCCGGAGCUGCGCGCGGCCAUGGAGAAGCUCGUCCCUGAGACGGUCGAGUAUGCUGAUUUCUGGACCCGCUACUAUUUCUUGCGCUUGGUUAUUGAGACCGAGGAGAAGAAGCGCAAGGAGCUUCUGAAAGGUGCUACUGCUGAAGAAGAAGAGGAAGUCGGCUGGGACGACGAUUCUGAUUCUGAAUCUCAGUCCCCAUCCACUCCGCAAGUCCGUCCUGGCUCCCAGAACCCCGCUGCUAGCAAGGAUGCGGAUACCCCAAAGGCCGAGCCUCGCAAGUCCAACGACCAGCAGUCCCAAGCAGGAAGCGAAUCGAGCUACGAUGUCGUGAGCGGAGCCACCACCCGCAACCCCGGUAGUCCCAAAGAGAAGAGCCCAACCACUGAUUCCAAGGCCGACGAUAGUGACGAGGACUGGGAAUAA